UUCUAUCUAUGGCAUUUGUUUAUCCCAUAGAAAUAACCAGUUGUAGCAAUGGCCAUAGGGUACCGAGUUCUCCAGCUCCACCCUCACCAGGCAGGCCUCCUUGACACGCACAGCGCGCUCAGCGCGGCGUCCAUCCAGAAUGGCCCGGGCGGUGGUUUCUUAGGAGCCAUGGGUGAUAUCGCCUUCGGUGGGGAAAACGUGCAAGAGGUUUCUGCCCCACUGGCGAGGAGGAGUGUUGACGGCCGAAAGCCAACAGGCGUGGUCAGCCCGAAGGACAUUCCUGAAGAAGAGACGGUCCAGGAGGCUCCGGUCAAGGAUUUACCUCCAAGAUUCAGUCGAAGGUCGACUGGCUGGGUGGGGUGAGCGCGAGCGCCGCGAGGUGCUGAAUUCGACGAUUCACGUUGCGAGAAUUAUACGUGGGGCUUGGUUUAGAUUCACCCC
Molecule: messenger RNA, 441 nt
Organism: Cladocopium goreaui
Lineage: Eukaryota; Dinophyceae; Suessiales; Symbiodiniaceae
Source: the annotation of a GenBank genome assembly